AUGGUUUUCUUCUAUGAUCGUUCAAAACGUUUACGUCGUGGUUAUAUCACAAAAAAAGUAAAUGAAAGCAGUGUUUUAAUCAAAGACUUUGACGUUCUGGAUAUCCAAGACUAUUUGGUUUUAAACAAUCUUGUUUUUGAUGUUCCUGAAAAUUUUCCAAUUUGGCAAUUUCCAGCUUGUCAGUUUCCGGCACAGAUUGUAAAUGCGGAUAUGAUUCAAAUUCGCCGUUUCUGGAAGGAAGGAACUGAGUUUUCGGUUAUUGUUAAUGAGAUAAUUAAUGGCCAGAAAUGUUUUUGUCGUCCACUUCCAAUUAAUUCAAUGGAUGUUGUUGAUUUUUGA
Meloidogyne enterolobii is the source of this 339-nucleotide messenger RNA. NCBI's taxonomy places the organism in Eukaryota, Metazoa, Nematoda, Chromadorea, Rhabditida, Meloidogynidae. The record is from the annotation of a GenBank genome assembly.